GGAGCGCGGCGUCGGCUUCCGGCGGCCCGAGCGAGGUUGCGAAAGGUGAAGGCUUGUCCGAGCCUCUCGGGUUCACCCCUUUCCUCUUCUAGGGCGCUCCCGGCAGCGCCGACAUGGAGCCACCGGGGAUACGCGCCGCCCGGCUGUCCCUCGGCCUGGCGCUGCUUUGCUCUGCGCUGCGAGUUGCACUGGCGGCGCCGGCCGGCCCGGGGCCCCGCUCCGCUGUGGGGCAGUUCUGGCAUAUAUCUGACCUGCACUUAGAUCCAACUUACCACAUCACUCCUGAUCACACCAAAGUUUGUUCUUCUUCCAAAGGAGCCAAUGCCUCUAACCCAGGCCCUUUUGGAGACUUUUUAUGUGAUUCUCCUUAUGAGCUUAUUUUGUCAGCAUUUACUUUCAUGAAGGAUUCAAAACAGCAGGCUUCAUUCAUGAUUUGGACAGGAGAUAGUCCUCCUCAUGUUCCGGUGGAAGAACUCUCCACAAAGUUGGUCAUUAAUAUCAUUGGCAAUAUGAGCUCUACAAUUCAGAGUUUCUUUCCAGAUCUUCAGGUUUUUCCGGCCUUGGGAAAUCAUGAUUACUGGCCACAGGAUCAGCUUCCUGUAACCACCAGUGAAGUUUAUGAUGCUGUAGCAGAUUUCUGGAAGCCUUGGCUAACUGAUGAAGCCAUCGGUACCUUCAGAAAAGGUGGCUUCUACACACAACUGUUUGAAUCGAGUGUGAGCUCUGAACCACUCAGGAUAAUCAGUUUGAACACAAAUUUGUAUUAUAGCCCAAACCACGUGACUGUGAAUAUCACAGACCCAGCCAACCAGCUGGCCUGGCUGGAGGGAAUACUAGAAGCCUCUUCACAAAAGAAGGAAAAGGUGUAUAUAAUAGGACAUGUACCAAUAGGAUACUUGCCAUAUGCAAGGAAUACUACAGCUAUCAGAGAAUACUACAAUGAGAGACUGGUAAAAAUUUUUCGCAAAUACAGUGGUGUUAUUGCUGGGCAGUUUUUUGGACACACUCAUAGAGACAGUAUCAUGGUCCUCUUGGAUGAAGAAGAAAAGCCAGUAAAUUCCUUGUUUGUGGCUCCUGCUGUAACCCCAGUGAAGAAUGUAUGGCAAAUGGAGUCCAAUAACCCAGGUGUCAGAUUCUAUCAAUAUGAUCUCCUUAAUUACAGCUUGCUGGAUCUUUGGCAGUUUUACUUGGACCUCAGAGAUGCCAACAAGAAAAAUGAAUCGAACUGGAAAUUAGAAUACAUCUUGACUAAAGCUUACGGCAUUGAAGACUUGAAGCCAGAAAGUUUAUAUGAAAUGGCCAAGCAGUUGUCUGUGCCACACAGCACAUUGUUUGAGCGGUAUUACAAUAACUUCAUUGUGAGUUAUAACAAAACCAUUGUCUGUGAAGAGGGGUGCAAGACCUGCCAAAUAUGUGCAAUCCAAUAUCUGGAUUAUUCCUCAUACACAGAUUGUAUCAGUCGGGAGGAAGCGUGGAGAUGAAGUCGCCAAUGCAAUUUAUGCUAAUGUUAACCAGAGCCUUUGAUUUAAAGAACCCGCUCAUCCUCUCAUUCAAGCUGUGAUGCACUGGCAGGGAACCUGUGGGACUUCUCUGAGUUUCAGGGGAGUAAUAAAUCUCCCUAGAUUUUUCUUCGAGUAAUCACAUUUUUCUUCCAUGUCUAAAUGAAAGUUUAUUGGCUAUGUAACAGUGGGCAGAUACUUGGCUGUUACUUCAAGUGUUUUGUGUCUCCAGUAAGAGGCAUCAGAAUAUAUGGGAAUGUAAGUUACUCAGUUCCUUGGAAAUACAAGGCUGUUGUUAGUUAUACAUGUAGACAAUGCCAUUUCGGGCAAGGGAUUUAUAUAGGGGCAGAUUUCAGUCAUCUGCAGGUAUUUUCAAAGCAAAAUUUGCAAAAUCUGUGUUUGCUGAGGCUGGGGAGCAGUUACCUUGUCGAUAUGAUGCCAGUAUUAGGCAUCUUCCUGUCCCUGUGCCAAGCUUCCUUUUCUCUGUUAAGCUGUUAAAUCCAGUUCUGUUUGGAGUCAUAUUCUAAUGACAGCAGCAAAGUGACUUAAUGUAUCACAGAACUCCAAACUGAAAAUGCUUAGUGCAAUUUCAGAAUAAGUGUCCAGCACCAAGUGCCUCUUUCUUGUAAUAGGGCUGUGUGUAUUAGUACUGCUCUCAAGCAAUCAACUGGCAUAAGAUUUUGCAGUACACUGUGGGUUAGGUUUAAAUCAAUCAGCAAGAAUCAUUAGACAAAGCAUGCACGUAUUAUGUGUAGUACAUGUAAACACAUACUCAUCAUGAUAUUUUUUGGGUUUCUCAGGUUUCUUUCUUCAAAGAGCGCUCAUUCUUAAUGCAAAGCUUUAUCACAUAGAAUCAUAGAAUAGGCCAUUAAUAUGGUGAUUGUUUGUGCAAGAUAAUAAUAUUAAAAAGACAGUUUGUAAUGUAACCAAGAACAGUGAGUUAAUAGGGAUUUUUGGCAGACUAUGGUGUUAGGAAUCAUAUAAUCACAAGGUUGGAAAGGUCCUACAAGAUCAUCUAGUCCAACCAUCCAAAGUAAAGGAUGGAAGUAUGGAAAAAUUUCAGUAGUAAAAUGUGGUGAUUCUUUUUGUGUUGAAUGUGUUUCUUGGUUGAGUUUCUCAUGGUUUUGUUCAUUAAAAAAUGCCUCUGUUACUAGUGUCUCUUCUCCAGGGGCAAGCAUAGUUAGGGGUGAAUAGCAUGCAGGCAAUAACAGGACAGAAGAGGUUGCUCCAGUUUGUCAGAUGGGUUUUGUUCAGUUCAGUAUAGUGCUUUGGACAACUGUCUCCUUCUCUGUUCUGGGUUUUUUGCUUUGUUUUGAUUUUUUCUGACUUAUGUUUAAACUACCAAAAAAAUCCCCCAGAAAAACAAAAAACCCCAAAAAACAAAAAGCACACACAAAAACCAAACCAAACCAAAACAACAACAACAAAAAAAAACCAAACAAACCGUACAAACUACCUGGAAAUGUGCAAUAAAAAUUACCUAGUUAUUUCCUUCUGUUGCCGAAUCUUAGGGAGAAACAGAACUAUGUAGCAGAUUAGUAGCUACAAAGUGCCUGAUGCUGUUAAUGAUCUGUUUGAAUUUUUGCUUCCUAGAUUUGUGUGUGUGUGUUCCUAUGUAGUGAGCAUGAACAAAUAAAUGUCUGCAAAUGUCUAAAUACCAAA
Coturnix japonica (Japanese quail) is the source of this 3161-nucleotide messenger RNA. It is a transcript of the gene SMPDL3A, whose product is annotated as sphingomyelin phosphodiesterase acid like 3A. Gene Ontology annotation, molecular function: sphingomyelin phosphodiesterase activity. Lineage: Eukaryota; Metazoa; Chordata; Aves; Galliformes; Phasianidae. Gene Ontology annotation, biological process: sphingomyelin catabolic process. The record is from RefSeq and is a predicted model, not a curated record.